CGAUAGUAUGGCCGAUGGGAAAAGUUCAAAUUGGACUCUCUUGAGAAAUAUUCUUUCUCACUGUUUAAAUGAUGAUCAUCGAUGAUUCAUUUCGCUUAAAUUGUUAUCUUCCUCGAAAGGAAUGGGUUGUGCCAGUUCCAUUCUAGGUAAAAAAGACAGUAAAAGAAACAGAAAGAGAGCUAUGAGUACUACUGAAAGAGUGUUUAAUGCAGCCGUUUUGAUACAAAAGUGGUACAGAAGAUAUUUGGCCUUACAAGAAGUCAGAAGACGUUGUUCUUGGAGUAUUUUUCAAUCGCUGGAAUACGCAGGAGAACAAGACCAAACGAAAGUUUACAAUUUCUUCAAUGAUUUGUUAUCGUGUAUGACAAGUUUCUCGUCCGCCAAUGGCUACACUAUUUUCUCUCUGCCGUCAACAAAAGAUAUGCCAAAAGCUUGGCCUAAAGUUGAAGGCGAAGACGUUGAUUUACUUCGCAGAACGAAUUUGGAUUUGGUUAAGAUUGAAAAUACAUACGAAGGACCGCAUCUAAAACAACCAUUAACAGCCGAAGAUAUAGUACAAUUAAUAGAUACCUUCAAGAGAAAAAAAACUCUUCACGCGAAAUAUGUGUUGUUUAUUUUUCACGGAGCGAGGAAGAUCCUCCGACAAAAGCCAAACAUUAACUUCGUGUCAACAGCCUUCGCGCGACAAAUUACCAUUUGCGGUGAUUUGCAUGGCAAAAUGGAAGAUCUUUUCACCAUAUUUUAUAAAAACGGUCUUCCAGCACCUGAUAACCCAUACAUAUUUAAUGGAGAUUAUGUAGAUCGAGGAGAAAAUUCUAUCGAAAUUUUAAUCAUUCUGUUAUGCUGUCUUCUCGUUUGGCCAACAUCUGUUUUUCUAAAUCGCGGAAAUCACGAAGAUUUCAGUUUGAAUUUAAGGUAUGGAUUUAUCAAAGAAGUAAUGGUAAAAUACACGAAACACGCUGCAAAAAUUCUUCAUUUGGUGGAAGAUAUUUAUGGAUGGCUCCCCUUGGCUUCGAUAAUUGAUAAUAAGAUUUUUGUGGUACACGGAGGAGUGACUAACGAUAUCGAAAUCAAUAAUAUUGCAUUCUUGAAUAGGCAUCAAUAUCUGACUGUCAUGAGACCGUAUAUUGAUGAUGGACAAUUGAUGUAUGAUGCGGAUGAAUGGAAACAGGUAGUAGAUCUUUUAUGGAGUGAUCCUAGUUCGCAGUUUGGUUGCCAACCGAAUAUUUUGAGAGGUGGUGGGAGUUAUUUUGGUCCCGAUGUGACAAAAUCUUUCUUGGAACGUCAUCACUUAGAUAUGAUUGUGAGAUCUCACGAAUGUAAAGCAGAUGGUUACGAAUUUACUCACGAUGGAAAGGUUCUAACGAUAUUUUCUGCUUCGAAUUAUUAUGAAAUUGGUAGCAAUAGAGGUGCUUAUGUAAAAUUUGUUGGUCCUACUUUACAUCCGCACAUAGUAAUGUAUAUUGGAAACGAAUCGACUUACAAUCUUACCAUUAGACAAAGGAACGGAUAUAUCGAACAAUCUGCUGUAAGAGAGUUAAAAAGAAAACUUAUGCAAUUUUCAAGUCAAUUAUUAGAACAAUUUAGAAAAUGUGAUGUCGAAAAAACAGGUAGAAUUUCUAUUACUGAUUGGUGCCUUAUUAUGGAAUCAGUAACAGGACUUAAUCUUCCAUGGCAUCUCCUGUCUUCUAGAAUAGUUGUAACAGAGACUGAUUCAAAUACCGUCCAAUAUCAUACAACUUUAGAGGAUAAUACUUCUAUUCAGCAAAAUUUUCCUUCAUUAUUAGAAACUUUAUAUCGAAACAACGAAGCUCUCCAGAAUGUAUUUAGUAUGAUUGACAAGGAUGGAUCAGGAUCCAUAUCAAUGAAAGAAUUCGAAGAAGCCUGCAUUCAAAUAGAAAAGAAAAUGGGCCGACAUUUUAAAGAAGAAGAUAUUCGAGAUUUAGCUACGUCCAUUGAUCUGAAUAAAGAUGGUUCUAUCGAUUUGAAUGAAUUUUUGGAAGCUUUCCGUUUGGCAGAAUCUCAACAAUGUCAUUUGCCUUAAUAUCUUUCUGACUUCUUUCUAGAUGUACAACAUUCUUAAAUAAAUAAGAUUUGGCUAAAUAGAAUCAUCAUUAAAUUAUCAUUCCAUCAUUUGAUAAUACACACAAGCUGCUGAUAAAUAAUUUUCUUCAAAAAUUAUAUAUUAUGUAAUAGAACGUUAUUUAUUUUUCAUUAAUAUAUAAUAUAAAUGUCCACUUCUUUUUCCAGUUUCUUAGAAAAUCUCCUGUAUUGUUGGAUAAUCGAGAAUUGUAAAUAAUAAAUGAUACUUAUGUUCUGUAUGUUUUUUUAAAGUAUAAUAAGAAAAUUCUAUAUAUAGUAUUAAAUAAAACACCACUUAAAAUAGCUAUAUCAAUGACUACUUAUAGUAAUCCUACAAAUAAUCAUUCUCUUGUUACUGAAUUUUCUAUACUUCGAAUUUGAAGUUCUCAAGCACCUGCUCUCGCUUCUAUAUCAUGUUAUAUUUUUCAAAUCAUUUUAAAAAUGGAGUAAAUAUUCUAAAAAUAUAGUGCCUUAGUCUUUUAAAUGUAAUUUCUUCUCUUAUUAACUCUCAAUAUUUCUCAAAUUUCUAGAUUAAAAUGUAACUAUUCAUUCAAAUAGUCUAUCACACAGGCUGGUUUUAAAAUUUCCUUCUGUGUUAUUGAAAUCAAUUCAUUUUACUUGCAUACUUUCUCUAACAA
This is a messenger RNA of Centruroides sculpturatus (bark scorpion), 2720 nucleotides long. Its product is annotated as serine/threonine-protein phosphatase with EF-hands 2-like. The coding region runs from base 122 to 2044 and encodes 640 amino acids. Gene Ontology annotation, cellular component: cytosol; nucleus. The transcript has 15 exons. The record is from RefSeq and is a predicted model, not a curated record. Lineage: Eukaryota; Metazoa; Arthropoda; Arachnida; Scorpiones; Buthidae. Gene Ontology annotation, molecular function: protein serine/threonine phosphatase activity; manganese ion binding; calcium ion binding. Gene Ontology annotation, biological process: detection of stimulus involved in sensory perception.